CCAGGCUAUGGGCUGGGCCACAGCCCAUCAGUCAUGGAGCAGCCCAAGCCCUGCAGGCACCACUGGUGCUGAUGAAGUGUGUCUUUCAGGUGAACCCGCAGGCAAGGAUGGCCCACGUUGGAGGCUGCAAGAGCACACUCUGGCUCCCCGUCUUGGUGGUGUCUCUGAUGUGCUCCACCAGAGCAGAAUACUCCAACUGCGGAGAGAAUGAGUACUACAACCAGACCACUGGGCUGUGCCACGAGUGUCCCCAGUGUGGGCCGGGGGAGGAGCCCUACCUGUCCUGUGGCUACGGCACCAAAGAUGAGGACUAUGGCUGUGUCCCCUGCCCGGCGGAGAAGUUUUCCAAAGGAGGCUACCAGAUAUGCAGGCGCCACAAAGACUGCGAAGGCUUCUUCCGAGCCACCGUGCUGACACCAGGGGACAUGGAGAAUGACGCUGAGUGUGGACCUUGUCUCCCUGGCUACUACAUGCUGGAGAACAGACCCAGGAACAUCUACGGCAUGGUCUGCUACUCCUGCCUCCUGGCGCCGCCCAACACCAAGGAGUGCACGGGAGCCACCUCGGGAGUUUCUGCCAACUCCCCCAGCACCUCUGGCAGCACCCUCCCUCCUUUCCAGCGCGCCCAUAAAGCAGAGCUCUCGAGCCAAGGACACCUGGCCACGGCCCUGAUCAUUGCCAUGUCCACCAUCUUCAUCAUGGCCAUUGCCAUUGUUCUCAUCAUCAUGUUCUACAUCAUGAAGACAAAGCCUUCUGCCCCAGCCUGCUGCACCAGCCAGCCCGUGAAGACUGUGGAAGCCCAAGUGAGCAAGGAAGAGGAGAAGACAGAGGCCCCAGACAGUGUGGUGAUUUUCUCUGAGAAGGACGAAUUCGAGAAGCUGACGGCAGCACCAGCAAAGACGGCCAAGAGCGAGAACGACGCCUCAUCGGAGAAUGAGCAGCUGCUGAGCCGCAGCCUGGACAGCGACGAGGAGCCCGCCUCCGACAAGCAGGGCCCCCCUGAGCUGUGCCUUUUGUCGCUGGUCCACUUGGCCAGAGAGAAGUCGGCCACCACCAAGUCGGCUGGGAUUCAAAGUCGAAGAAAAAAGAUAUUGGAUGUGUAUGCCAAUGUGUGUGGAGUGGUGGAAGGUCUCAGCCCCACAGAGCUGCCAUUUGAUUGUCUCGAAAAGACAAGCCGAAUGCUCAGCUCCACGUACAACUCUGAGAAGGCUGUUGUGAAAACGUGGCGCCAUCUCGCCGAGAGCUUUGGACUGAAGAGGGAUGAGAUUGGGGGCAUGACAGAUGGCAUGCAACUCUUUGACCGCAUCAGCACCGCAGGCUACAGCAUCCCAGAGCUGCUCACAAAACUGGUGCAAAUAGAGCGUCUGGAUGCCGUGGAGUCCUUGUGUGCAGACAUACUGGAGUGGGCUGGGGUCGUGCCACCUGCCUCCCAGCCACCCAUUACACCCUGAGGAGCAUGCCUGUGGACUGUCCUCCCUGGGGUGCACCAAGGAUCUAAUGAGGGCUCUGGAGCUGUGAGCAGUGCCAACAGACUGCCAAGAAUCAAGGCUUUUUCUCCUAUGUCACCUAAGGCUUGGAAUGUCUUAGGCUAUUCCAAGGAACAAGAGGAAUGAGGCCUGUCUUCCAAACUAACCAAAGGUAAGAGAUUAGAGCUGGGCUACUCCUAGCUACCCACUGGUACCUCACCAGGCAGAAUGAAUGUUUACUCAGCCGGCCAGUCAGCCUGCCAAGAACUCUGUCAGGGGACAUUGUUGGGUUCUCAAAUGAACCAAACAUGUGGAGACUACAGAGGUGAAGAAUCUGGUCCCUGUCUUUAAGGAGUUUACAACCCAGUGAGAGAGAGAAGACGUGUGCAAACCACUUUGCUAGAAGGCAUCAAGCAAUCUGAAUGAGGAGACGUUAGAAAAUGUAAUGAAAAUUCUGAGAGAGGGAGAUGCCUUCCCACUAGAGCAAUGAAGGAGGGAAUUCUCGUGAAGAAAGGAGCUCAAAAGUUUGGUACAAAGGCCAGAAAAUACAGAUACCCCACUCCAUGUAUUGUUUCAGGUUCAGUACAAGUCUGUUAAUAUCCUAAGUGGCUUCAUUAGGAUAACUUUGCCUGUUCUUGAGGUUUUCCAUGUUCCUACAGCCCUCUAGUCACUAAUUCAAGAGCUCACUCUAUCGCCUUCUUGUGUUACUGAUAUGCAAGUUGUGCAUUUGUCCAAUCAAGCAGACCUGUGUGGUAGCCAAUGACACUUACUGCAUGAGUCCUAGGCCUGGGAACACAAUGGUUUUGUAUUGCACAUGAAUUGCCUUCAACUAUCAUUCUUAGUCAGAUUUGACCCCUUUCGAGCAGCUAUUGCUGCCCAAGGACACAAGUCAUUAAGUUAUGUGUUAGGCUAUUUUUGCUUCAAAGAGAAAUGGGUGGUCAACUCUGCUUAGAAAGGAAAGUGAUGACUUCCUAAGAGGUCAGCCAUGUAUAAUUGUAGAUUUGCAGAGUAUCCAAGUCUUGUGGGUGAGCCUCAUGGGGUGGGGGUUUCACUCCAGCCUCCUGAGCCAGUCAGGGAAAGGGGAGCCCUGCAGUACAGGGAGAGCCUGGGCAUGGAGUCCAGGGACCUGGUUCGAGUUGUGCCAACUUGGGCCAUUUUCUUCUCCCUCCCUAGCCCUCAAUUUCUAUCCUGCAAGUGAGAGCUUAGUCUCUGAUUCUAUAAUCAGGAAAAGUAAGAAUCAGGGGAGCAAAGUGGAAACUGAGCUCUUUGAAAUGCCAGGCCUUCAAAGGCACUCCAUGUGAAUACAGUGUGAGUAUCAAGUAAAAUGGGAAUAAAAACAGAAAAACUCAGAUUGGGAGUGUUCAUAGUAACUGCAAUUGUUUGGCACAUGUUUAGAGAUAAAGUUAAUGAACUGGCAUUGUUAUUGGCAAAUUCUCUCACUACACCUGCAGUUGCCAAGAGCUUGGGAGCCAGGAUGGUGAGCAUCCCGGAGGUUAGAGUUCGCUGCUGAGCUGACAGGGCUGACCGUGGGUGUCACGACAUUAACCUGUCUCUGCCUUGUAAAGCAAUGUUUUCAAAUUGACGAGUCACAUGACUGAGCAACGCCCUGGGGGAGGAAAUCAGUCAUGUCUUUAAAGCCAACAAAGUUUCCCACCAAUGAAUGUAGAACGUACUGUGAUAGGAUCAUGAUUGGGUCCUGAAUAUUUAAUAUCAUCACUUACUUGUCUGUUUGCUGCUGUUUUUCAGAAUCUAUUUGGUAUAUCCUGCGAGCUAAAUACUCCACAGCAAACCUUAAUUAUCCUUUUAAUCCCUCUUUGAAAUCCUACAGUGCCUCUUUCCCCUGCUUUGUGAUAAUGAUGAUGAAAGUCUCCCCUUUAAUUAGACUGCAAAUGUCUCAUGUGAUGAGCAUGCCGUUACAGGAUAACAGCUUGCAGCUUCUUUAGAACAAUGUUUUCAGGGAAGGAACAGGGGUGGCUGUUCUCUGGCCCUGGAGGUUGCCUUAUUUCACGCUGUUAGAAUUCUGGGGCCCGAGAUACAGCCAGCAUUAGACCAUGUUCCAUUGACUCUUAGCCUGCCAUUUUUAGGGAGCUAGUCCUUAUAGACUUACCAAUUCCUUUGUCAUUUACUUAUUUGGAAACAAAUCACGGAAAGCUUUACUCUGAUGAGCUGUAGGCUGCAUUAUGGAAUUCAAAUCAGUGAGACAGUAAUGAUCAUCGCUGACCGAAGCUGGGACCCCACCCUGCUGUUUUAUACGGAGACGGUCAGUAUUUUGCUAUAUUUAAAAACAUUUAGAAACACCCCAGGCUAGAGCUGUGGCCUUAGCAAAUGAAGUUUAAUUGUCAAUAUUUUUG
Molecule: messenger RNA, 3817 nt
Organism: Equus quagga
Lineage: Eukaryota; Metazoa; Chordata; Mammalia; Perissodactyla; Equidae
Gene: EDAR
Product: ectodysplasin A receptor
Exons: 11
Coding region: 72-1451 (459 amino acids)
Biological process (GO): positive regulation of JNK cascade; positive regulation of canonical NF-kappaB signal transduction
Cellular component (GO): plasma membrane
Molecular function (GO): signaling receptor activity
Source: RefSeq, a predicted model, not a curated record